AUGCUUCAUCUUACGGAGCAAUCCCCAGUCGGACGACUAAGCUCAACAAUAUAUGCCGAGCCUGCCACACUUGCUUUUACCUCUGAUCGAUCCUUGCGGACGGUGAUGGGCCUACAUGUGAGGCCGCAACCACCACAUGGGAAGCACGGGAAGUGCUACCAGCAAAGGAUUCUCACGGUGCCGGAAGGUUCAUCGGAGUACAACAUUCGACAACUGUUUCAUCAGAAGCAAUUGGCGAAAAGAGAACAGUCAUUCGUGCGAUGCCGGCUGCAGGAGAAAGACCCAAUCUGCCAUACUCAACCCUGCUCGUGCGGCACCGAAGUUGCCAUGUCAGCUUACCCUUGCGGCAAGUCUGACAAUGAAGGGUUUCAGCAUUCUUGUUUCAGCGGACACAGUGAUCGAAUGAUUGGGCUGCCCAACUACCUACCCACCGCUGAUGUGCAUUCCCCGAGCAACAUUGCCAACUUGGACGGGGCAUGCGAUGAGCCGGACGAAGACUUAGCUACCGUCAUCAAGCGAAGCUGUAGCCUGUUGCCCUUACAUCCUCAGCCUGCUCGACUCUCGAAAGUCCGUUUCUUAUCCGAUGAAAAUCUCCGGUCCCGGGAAAACUCUCUACUUCCCAAUGACGCGCCUUCUCAGCAACAGAUAAAUGGUUUCACUAAUCCUUUCUCUGAGGAAGGCAGUAUUCAAUCCCGAAGAACUUCGAGUUCUUCUGACACCGCGGGUUACCUGCGCCCAAAUGCCUUUUCCGGUCAUCGCGACACCCUAGCGAGAUUGCCAUUAUCGGGCACAAUGCACAAGUGUAGUGGAAGCAUCUGGGCCACAGAAUCCACGUCCGACGAUUCGGAAUUUGCAGACGAGCCGUAUGAAUGCUACGGGUUUCGGGGCUCCGGGCCUAUCUUUCCGCGCCGUGUGAUUGUUCUACUACUCAGCUAUUUGUCUUUUGAGGACUACAAAAAUCUGCGGUUGGUGUGUCGUCGGUGGAACAGCGAACUUCCUCGGCCAAACUUUCCUGCUCUUUAUCGUAUACCCCGAGAGCUGCUUCAAGAAAUCUAUUCUUACCUAUCCCCUUGUGACUUUGAUGCAGCUCGGCACACUUGCAGAGCAUGGUACCUUGCCAGUCUCGAUGCGGGUAUUCAAAAGCUCAUGCUUCAACGCAAUGGUUGUCAGGACGCUUUUUCGGCGGAUAUUUGCUGCCUGAAAGAGGAUUCAUUUGGUUAUCCGCGUAAUUACAGCGAGACGGUCAGACAAACGCAAACGUUGGGCCCCAGCGUUUUCGGAAAGGAGUGGAUCUGUUCGAAAAGACUGGCUACAGAGAACAGGCUCUCGUCGCAGUGGCAGAGGACUGACUCGGGCAGUGGGGAUGGUAUCUCUAGACUCUUUUUAGUAAAAGAAGUGGAUUUUUCGGCGGUCCUGGACCAGCAAUCGGCGGAGGAAAGACAUAUGUUUACUGCUUCGGCAUGCGGAAACUUUGUCCUUGUUCUUCAAAACAAUGACAUCCUGGUAUACAGACUAUGGGAUACAGAGCAAGCACUGAAGCCAAUCGUUCGUCUCAUUGCUGGCACACAGGCCUUGGAGGUCAGUAUGGAUACCAGCUCAGAAAGGUACGCCGUCGCCGCCCUGCUUGAAGGUCGCAUUGGUAUGCUCUGGGAUAUCAGCGAGAAUACAUCAGACGUUCGGCGAGGCCAUGAAGUUGGCGAACCGCUGAACCUGGGUUUACAAACCGACAUCCAGAGUUCUGCCCGAGCUCCGACAUCACAGUUACUCCACGGUCACGUACCUGUGCGCUCCCAUGAAAUGCAUGCAGGCGCAGCUAACGGAUACUACGUUUCACCUUUAUCUCUGUUGAGGGGUACUUCUUCACCGGGAUUUGUCCCUAGUCCUCCGUUUAUGUGGGAUGAGCAUUUCCCUGGACAGAGUGGUACACACUCUGGAAGCUCUACGCAUGGUGAUUCAGACGAAGAAUCUGCCACUACCGGGAUACCAAUCCAAGCUCGGCCCACAGCAAUUUAUACCGAUCUUGGAAGCCCGGAGGACCCCCCACGAAGCGUGGCCAUCUGUCCCAAUCGGAAAUGUGUUGCAUUUGGUUGCCGCCUGGGCAUCGAACUUCACUGGGUUAACGCCCUGACUGGAGGAGACCUCAGUCGCUGGUUUCCCCUUGCGGCGCCUAGUGAUUAUCUCUACUUCUUGCCUCAGCGACCUGGCAUUGACUCGAGGAAGAAGCUGAGAUUAAUCUCUAGCGCUGCAGGGCCGAUGACCAGGCAUGCAAGCAAAGCUGAUGCUUCGACUUCCAGAUUGGUUAACACGCCGGCAUCUGCUGCCUACGGCCGGCGGCAGACAUUGACGAGGUUGUUCUUUGGCAAUCUGCCCUUUCCUACUUCCGCUACACCCGUUGGAAGCAGGUCUGAUCCGGAGAUGCCUACAGAGCGGGACGAAACCCAAGGCGUUCUGAGGACUGUGGAUUGCGAUCACUUCCGUGCAGUGCCGAUCAGUGACGGCUCUCACCUGCUCUUUACUGAUCCCUCAUCUGGACUUCUGUGCUUGGGCAGUGAUGCACCACUAGGAGGCCCGACAAAACUCGUUCGAAAGAUUAUGUUUAUGCCUCCGACGACGGAGUCAGUAGGCCCAAGUGUGCCUUUGGUCUACUCUGCUGGCAAGGCUCUCGAGUGGGGCUUGCGUGUCGUUUCGUUCUAUGCCAACGGGGAGCUUGUCCUGUUCAACGUCCCGUCUGACUUAUUUCACCAAAUUCAAGCCGAGCAGACCAGUUUUGACGCAUGGGACGGAAGCUCUACGAUUGGAGUCGAUCCAGCCCCGGCAACGUCCCCUGCCAAUGCCACUAGAAGCAUCUUCCCAGGCACUAUUUCCGGUGCUAGCCUUGCCUACGUCGGGCAGGAUUUUAUUGAUGAUCUUGCUGUUCAUACGCAGGGUGGUGGCUUCUCCCUGUGGGUAUUUUACCGAAGUGGCCGUGCUGAACUGUACCGCAUCUAUUCGCCUGGCCCAGCUCGAAAGAUACUGGAGCAUGUGGAAGGUGAUGGGUUGGUCUACGAGGAUACAUACGGCACCGAGGAAGACUCUCGCCAGAGCGAUGAAGGAGUUGUGUUGGAUUUGCAAGCUUCUUCGACUACUGGGCAUGUCAAAUGGGCCGGUAGACACACAUGA
Messenger RNA from Exophiala dermatitidis NIH/UT8656, 3159 nucleotides. RefSeq lists its product as uncharacterized. The record is from RefSeq and is a predicted model, not a curated record. Gene Ontology annotation, molecular function: protein binding. Bases 1 to 3159 code for a protein of 1052 amino acids. Lineage: Eukaryota; Fungi; Ascomycota; Eurotiomycetes; Chaetothyriales; Herpotrichiellaceae. The transcript has a single exon.